UGCACACAUGUCGCGGAUUUCCCUUUCACAUGCAAAUGCAGUGUACCUGAAUCUACCAUGACAUCAUCACAGCCUGUAAUUCUCGAAACGGCGCUCUUAACGCUGCACGUUUUGUGCAAGGGUCCACGAGUCGACUGAUCAUAAGUUAGCUCCGUCUUGCGCAUCCGCGUUCUGACCCAGUCUCCAUCCAUCACCUUUCCUCAUCUUCAUACUACAUAGGACGUUGAGCCAAUCAAUCAACCAUCUUCAUACUACCGCAACGAUGGGGCGCAUAACGAGUACUUUGCGGUAUGCACUCACGCAUCCCGUACUUUUCAUCUAUCAGAUCUUUCAAUACAUCCUCGAUAUCCUCCUCUCACCUAAACCUCCACCACCACACGCGAAACUCUCACGUCCCAAGAUCGCCAUCAUUGGCGCUGGUCUGACCGGUGUAUCCUCUGCCUCACACUGUGUCGGUCAUGGCUUCGAUUGUCGCAUCUUCGAGGCAGGGCCCAAGUCGAAUGUGGGUGGUAUCUGGAGCAAGGUCAACAACACCUCAGGUUUGCAGAUUCACUCGAUCAUGUAUCGCUUCCAUCCGAGCGUCCAUUGGACGAAGGGAUAUCCGGACCGCAAACAGAUCGUUAGCCAGAUCACCGAGCUGUGGAAGAAGUAUGGACUGGAAGAGAGAACACACUUUGACACAAAGGUGGAGAAGGUGUACAAGGACGACCAAGGACGCUGGAUCAUCAACGACCCAUCAUAUGGGCGCUUCGAUGGUGUGAUUGCUGCUAUUGGCACAUGUGGCGACCCGAAGAUGCCCACAUUGCCAGGCCAAGAGCACUUCAAGGGCGACAUCUGGCACAGCUCGCAACUCGACGGGAAGUCAGCUAAGGGCAAGAAAGUUGUCAUUAUCGGUGGCGGAGCUUCAGCAGUCGAAGCUUUAGAAUUCGUCGCAGACUCAGACGCAAAGCACACCACCGUGCUCGCACGCUCUGAGAAAUGGAUCAUCCCCCGCAACCCUCUCGUCGAUGGCCUCCUGGCCCUCAACAUCCUCGGUUCUGAAACAAUCUUCUCUUGGAUUCCAGAAGGCAUCCUACGCCUGUUCUUUUAUCGCGACCUCUUCGAUAUCUCCCCACCCCGCAACAGUGGCAAAGGCAUCUUCACCGAGACACCCAUGGUCAACAGCCAAGUCCUUGACAUGAUCCGCGACGGCAAGGCCAGCUGGCUUCGCGGCGACACAAACGGCUACUCCUCGUCCGGGACCGGAAUAUCCUUCACGCAACGCUCGCGCGGCGUCCCCAAAAACGGGCCCGGCAGCGAGAAGCUUAUCGACGCAGACAUCGUUAUCAUGGCGACCGGAUACAAGCGCCCGAGCCUUAGCUUCCUGCCAGACGAAGUGUUCAGCGAACCGUACGACCCGCCGAACUGGUACCUCCAAGUCUUCCCGCCCGAACACCCCUCCAUCUGCGCGAACAACUGCACUUAUGUCAACGCUAUCGGCACAGUCGGAAAUUACCAUAUCGGCAUCUACACGCGCUUCCUGCUCAUGUACCUUGUUGACCCGCUUGCACGACCUAAGUCGUGGUGGAUGAAGCGCUGGAUCGAUAUGACGCGGUUCAUCAAGAGCAAGGCGCCGGGCGGAGCGUUCGAUUUCUUCACAUACAGUGAGCUGAUUUACUGGUUCUUGUUUACGAUCGUGAUUAAUCCUUUCCGCUGGAAGUGGGCAGCAUUCGUGCUUUUUGGCAUUGGAGUAGGCCUACCGUUGAGUGUGGUUAGGCAGGAGGAUAAGGCGAGGAGUGCGAGUAACGGGACGGGGUUGAGGAGCAUUUGGGCUUGUGAUGAGGACGGGAAGGAUGAUUAGCGUAGUAUACGAUGGAUGGAGGAGGAUAUCUGAGUGGUAUGCAUUUAUACAAUAUGCGUCCACCUGAAAUGCGUGAUGAUUUGACGCCGUGACGCCACGCAUGUC
Messenger RNA from Macroventuria anomochaeta, 1945 nucleotides. RefSeq names its product FAD/NAD(P)-binding domain-containing protein. The transcript has a single exon. Lineage: Eukaryota; Fungi; Ascomycota; Dothideomycetes; Pleosporales; Didymellaceae. The record is from RefSeq and is a predicted model, not a curated record. Bases 263 to 1840 code for a protein of 525 amino acids.